AUGCAUGAAGCUUGUGGCGUCAAUAUAAUGGAGCUAAAGAGCAACAGUGAAAAUUUAUGUGACAGCUUGACAUUACAUACGGUAUCUGUCAUGAUAACGGUUAGCUUGUUCAGAGGACCGGAGGGGGAGGACGUGUUUGUUGGAUUUUCAUUUAUGCUUGGCUUCUUUGUUCGGAAGUAUUUGUGGAUGCUGCGUUCCGAGAGGUCCCGAUUCAUCGGUCUGGAUAUUUACACGAACACGGUUGCUGUAGUGGUCACUGCAUAUGCACUGUUACUCGCAAACAGUUUGCAGUACAUCAUCCUUGUUCCCUUCCCAAUCAGUGUGGCUGCCUUCAUCACUUAUCUGUACAAGGAAAGAUUGGAGCACCAUGGCACUACUGGAGCUGAGGAUAGUAGUAAGGAUAGAAAGAAACCUCACAAACCUGGGGGAGCACCAACUCACCUGAGUACUAGAUCAAAGGACGACGACGAUGGCUUGUUGGAGAAAGAUGGCAAGAAAACCGGGGAACUUGAAAUGGUGAUAAUACCAUAUUUUAUGCUACUAAUCAGUGCAAUAGUAAUCCCAUACAAAGACAGCCCUGUUCUGUCUCACUUCCUGCUCUUCUCAUGUUGCGCGCUAGGGACACUGGCACUGCUCUAUUCCAGACUGGCUGAAGCAAGUCCGGCCUUGAAACCGGCACUGGAAUGUAUCCAGAUGGCCUACAUGGUGAUGCUGUUCAUAACAGUGCACACGGUGGCUGCAGAAUGGCUGGGAGAGAUCACGGCAUUGGUCACCAUGCCUGAGCUGAUUGCAGGGCUUGUAUGGUUCUAUACUACUCUUCUCCACGGCGACACUUCUAAUAGUAGAGUCAGAUCAGAUAAAGAUAGUAGAGUUGGUUCCAGUAGUAGUUCGGAUGCAACUCAAAUCCCAAGUUCGGAAACAAAACAGGUUUCUGCUAGUAUCUUUGUUAAAGGCUUCAUCUUCGAUGGAUCCAUGUUCAUUCCCCUCGGAGCUGUUUUGGCAGGCUUAAUAACAUCCACUUUCGCAUAUGACGGGGAACUCCUGGCCACAUGGAACACCAUGGCGACUGUCGCCUGUAGCAUUGCAGGGUGCUUGCCAUAUCUCAGCAUAUGGAUGGUAUCGAGGUGGCCUGGCCGCAUACCUAGCUCAGAUAAGGCGAUUCGGCUGCUAAAGUUUGCUGCAAAUAUGUGCUUGACUGGAGCUUGUCUGAUGCUGUUUGCCUUGCUUGCUGAGAAGACACUGGCUUAUCGUUUGUUUGGUUUGGAUGAGAUUAUUGAUCCUAGUCUACUCAAACAUCUUCCGGCUGUUUACUUCAGUACAGCGGUAGCCCUGUGUUUCUUUGGGAAGCAUCUUGCUCGUGCAUUGGCAGAUCUAGGGGAGGGGCUAAGGGGACUCCAGUCCUCCCCUGCUGCUCGUGCUUCAAUGGAGACGAAGGGCAGGAGGAGGAGGAGGAAGAAGAAAAUAUAG
Molecule: messenger RNA, 1467 nt
Organism: Miscanthus lutarioriparius
Lineage: Eukaryota; Viridiplantae; Streptophyta; Magnoliopsida; Poales; Poaceae
Source: the annotation of a GenBank genome assembly